Ochotona princeps (American pika) is the source of this 1370-nucleotide messenger RNA. RefSeq names its product centrosomal protein of 44 kDa-like. NCBI's taxonomy places the organism in Eukaryota, Metazoa, Chordata, Mammalia, Lagomorpha, Ochotonidae. Gene Ontology annotation, cellular component: spindle pole; centrosome. Bases 65 to 1219 code for a protein of 384 amino acids. The record is from RefSeq and is a predicted model, not a curated record. The transcript has a single exon.
GGAGCCCGAGGAGCAGGUGAAAAGCUAGAAUAUUUAAAGAGUUGGAGCUGCAUCCAAUGUUAAAAUGGCACCAGGUGACUUAAAAAGAAGCUUACGGAACCUAGAGCAAGUAUUACACACACUAAAUUAUCCUAACGAGGUGGAUUCUGCAGGUUUGAUAAAAGGAGAUGCACCAGUUUCUUUGCCCAUCAUCAGCUAUUCUCUUACCUCGUACUCACCUUAUGUAACGGAACUCCUGAUGGAUUCCAAUGUAGAACUCAUAGCAAAGAAUGACGUGUGCUUUGUAGAUACUGUCUAUAAGCUUCUCCGUGAUCAAUUUAACUAUAAACCAAUUCUGACAAAAAAGCAGUUCAUCCAGUGUGGAUUUGCUGAAUGGAAAAUCCAAAUAACUUGUGAUAUUUUGAAUUUUGUUAUGAAAAAGCACAAGGAGUUGAGUGGUCAGCAGAAGGCUCCAUCGCAACAAAGAGAGAAAAUUGUUUUUAAGUCAGAACCUUCUUCAAGCAGUGAGAAAACAUCUGAAGAACCUGUUGGUGUUGAUAUUACUGGCAAGUUUCUGACUUCAGGAAAGAAAAAAGUGGUGGUGAUCCGUCAUCUGUAUGAUGAAGAUAAUGUUGAAAUUCCUGAAGAUACAUCAAGUACAGUGACAGAGGUUAAAGAAACAUUUGAUGUGAAUGAUGUAAAUACUACUGAAAUAGACAUUCCUGAAGUAAAGGACCCUGAAGUCAAGGCUGAGCAGCAAGAUAUAAAUAUUACUCCUGAGAUCACUGUGCUACAGACUAUGCUUGCUGAAUGCCAAGAAAAGCUUAAGAAACUUACUUUCUUGGAGAACAGGUUAGACUAUUUAGAGGAAAAAAUGAAAGGAAAAGUGAUGGUAAAUGAAAAGACCUGGAUUAACCUCCUAAGUUGCGUCACUCUUCUUGAAACAGAAAUGCUUUUAUCAAAAAAGAAUGAUAACUACAUAGAGCUUAAUGAAAUAAAUGAGGACCAUGCUUCUACCAGUAGCAUGAAUCCUGAUAAAAAAAACAAAAUGGAAGGGCAAGCCCAUGUCCCUCUGUCCUCUGGUUACAGCACAGCAUCACCAGACUCCACUCCCAGAGCCUCGACUGUGAACUACUGCGGGUUAAAGGACUUUUCAGAGGAAACAACAAUCCAGAAAAUGGAAAGGAUGAAAACAAUGUUUGAAGAGACUGCAGAGUUGCUGAAAUGCCCAAAUCAAUAGUAUUUUCUGCAUGAACUUCUAAAAUUUUGCUAUUGUACAUGUUGUAUAUUUAAGAAUUCUCUUUAAAUUUUUAAUAUACUGUUUGGUUAAUAAUUUGAAUUCCCUUUCUUAGAGUUUCUUCAUUUCUUAAUGAAUAAAUAGUUUCAAAUUU